UUUUAUUUAUUCGAAGUUUGUUGAGUUUUGUGAUGAAAAGUGAAAUAAAUAAUUAUUUAAGUAAUAAUUCGUGGAUUAUAAGUUUGAAUCCUUUUGAAUUGUAAAACAAAAAAAUGAACUUUUUUUGUGAAUUUGCUGAAUUUACAUUCAAGCAUGGAGGAAAAGUUUAUGGAUGUACGGUCAAAAAUCAGCACAUACCCGAAAAUAUUGAUUUAAACUUUCAAGGACUGCACUGGUUUGGAAAAUCAUUUCUAGAUGUUCAAGAUGUACAAUUUAGUGACUGUACUGUCACAAAAGUUCCUCAAGGACUGACAAGAAUAUUUCCAAAUUUAAGGAUUUUGUGCAUUAACAAUUCAAAAUUGAAGAAAAUCAGCAAAAAUGAUUUGAUUGAGUACAGACAUUUUGAGACAUUUUUUUUCGAGCAAAAUGAACUUGAGUUUUUGCCGGGCGAUUUGUUUGAAGACUUUCAGAACAUUGAGUGGAUGUCCUUUUUUGGUAAUCAGCUGGAAGUAAUUGAAUAUAAUAUUCUGGAUGGUCUAACAAAGCUGAAAUUCGUGUGCUUUACACUGAAUCAAAACUAUGAUAAAUGCUACUCAGUUUAUCCUGAUUACGACUCAAACGCAUCACUUGAAGAUGUCAAAAAAGAUCUUCUGGACAAAUUUUUCUCAAGACAUAAAAUGCUGACAGAUUUGCGAGAUUCUCUUAAGAUCUUAGUUAAAGAAAAGGUUGAACUACAAGCUGCAAAUGAAAAGUUAAAAGUUGAUAACGACUUACUGGUUGGAUUUGAGAAAAAAAUGUACAAAGACAUCCUUAAACUAAGAAAUACGCAAAAGAAGCUGGAAGAUGAAAUUGAAGAACUUGAAAAUCCUGAACCUAAUUGUUCAAAAGUCCAGCACCUAAGUGGAAUAUUCGGAGAUGUAAAAGAUCUGAUCAAAGAUGACAAAUUUAAAGAUUUUGAGAUAACUGUUGGAGAUGAGACAUUUCGUGUCCAUAAAUUUCUUUUAAUAGCUCGAUGCCUAACUUUGUCUGACAUUUUAAUCAACGAUCCUAAAAUUGAAUGCAUCAACUUUACAUACAUUAGCGCAGACAUAAUUAAAUUAGUUGUUGACUUCAUUUACACUGACGAAUUUCCUCGCAACAAAGACAUAAAUUAUCUGCAACUUUUCAUAGCAGCUAGUCGACUUAAAAUUGCCGAACUUCAAAAUUUCUCAGCCACUAAAGUUUUUGAUCAAAUAAAUGCAGAAAAUGCAUUGUAUAUACUGAAAAUGAGUAACAAAUACAACCACGCUUGGCUAAUGCAGCAAACUUUCAAUAAAAUUAAGGAAAUUCGUCCUAAAAUUGAAUUAGAGGACGAGUGGGCCAAGCAGCCAGGAAGAGUUGAGGCAGCAUUAAAGAAUUUGCAUGAGAGUGACUUAGAUGAUAAAAUAAUUUUAUAAAUCUAUUAAAUCUAUGGCCAAAUGAUCAAAAUAAAC
Molecule: messenger RNA, 1472 nt
Organism: Chironomus riparius
Lineage: Eukaryota; Metazoa; Arthropoda; Insecta; Diptera; Chironomidae
Source: the annotation of a GenBank genome assembly